This is a messenger RNA of Erigeron canadensis, 981 nucleotides long. RefSeq lists its product as uncharacterized. The coding region runs from base 125 to 781 and encodes 218 amino acids. The record is from RefSeq and is a predicted model, not a curated record. NCBI's taxonomy places the organism in Eukaryota, Viridiplantae, Streptophyta, Magnoliopsida, Asterales, Asteraceae. The transcript is spliced from 6 exons.
CAAUUGCUUGUUGUGUUGAUGACCACCACCGGCGACGCCCACAAUCUCAUUGAUUCUCGCCGGACUCACAAUUCCAACUCAACUACCUAGUACCUACGACUACUGAUCCACCUGCUCCCAGGAUAUGGUGGGUGUUCAGGCCAGUCUUCCUUGUACUUGGUCAUUAGGAGGUACGGAGCAUGUCUUGAGAAGAGGAUGUUGUAACUUCCCAUGUUUCAGCAAUUCAGGUUUAGGUUCUUCUGGCAGUAAAUCUCUAUUUUUCCAGAGGCAGUACGUUGUAGAUGAUUCUUGUAUAGGUAAACGUUCACAUCAUAUCUGUUCUAGUAAGAUGGAUGAUAUGGGUGAUGGUACAAGUGAUGACGAGUCUUCUGAAGGUGAAAGUGAAUCAGUGAAUAACGAAAUUCUCAGAGAAAAUCUAGAAAGAAUUAUUGGUGUAGAUGAUUCUGCUUUUUCUGGGAUAGAUUUGGCAACGCUCAUUAGGAAAAAAUAUGGACGAUCAUACGAUGUUCAACUCAUAAAGAAGGAAUUCAUGGGUAAAAAUCUUCUUGCAAUGAAUGUCAUGUGGAAAUACAUGGAACAGAGAUCUUUUCCGCUGACUGAAGAAGAGUACUUGUUGAGGCUUGAUGAUGUGGCAAAUACAUUGAAAUGCUGGGGAGCCGUCUCUCAUAUACGAAGCAGCCUGGAAAAACUAAAAGAGAGACCUAGGAUCGGAAAGGCAGUCAGCAUCUUUAUAGACAUGGAUGAGUCAGGAGGGCGCACAAACGAAUGGAUAUACAAGUAGAUGGACCAUACUUAGUAAAUCUAGUGAUUCCCAAAUCUGACUGUAAUGGCAUCAGUAAAUUACAAUGAACAGAUGCUGGUUGUAUAUUUUCUUUUGAAUCUUUAUAGAUUUCGAAUUAAAGGCAAGAAGCAAUGGGAAUGCUGCCUUGUAAUGUGAUUCUUUAAUAUUCUUUGUAAUUAAUAUAUGGUCUCUCAUGUUCA